Molecule: messenger RNA, 1427 nt
Organism: Diachasmimorpha longicaudata
Lineage: Eukaryota; Metazoa; Arthropoda; Insecta; Hymenoptera; Braconidae
Gene: Rpt6
Product: 26S proteasome regulatory subunit 8
Exons: 4
Coding region: 156-1370 (404 amino acids)
Biological process (GO): proteasome-mediated ubiquitin-dependent protein catabolic process
Cellular component (GO): proteasome regulatory particle, base subcomplex
Molecular function (GO): ATP binding; ATP hydrolysis activity; proteasome-activating activity
Source: RefSeq, a predicted model, not a curated record
GCGAGAUAAUCACUAGAGUGACAAGCGUUUUUCCAGUCUACGAAACCAUUCAGACAAUUUCCAAUUGCUUUAGACUUAUUUCCCAAUAAUUACGAUAAUACGAGAGGACUUUUGGAGUAUUUAGACAUUGUGGGAUAAAACAUCUGCGUCCCAUCAUGACGCUCAACAAGAUGGAAGUGGACGAGAAACUUUCAAAGGGCGAGGGUUUCAAGCCGUAUUAUAUUACGAAAAUUGAGGAAUUGCAGCUUAUCGUUGCGGAGAAGGGGCAAAACUUGAGGAGAUUACAAGCACAACGUAAUGAGCUCAAUGCUAAAGUCCGUAUGCUUCGAGAAGAGCUCCAGCUCCUCCAAGAGCAGGGCUCCUAUGUUGGUGAAGUUGUAAAACCAAUGGACAAGAAGAAGGUUCUCGUAAAAGUUCAUCCCGAAGGUAAAUUUGUCGUCGACAUUGACAAAAACAUCGACAUAAAUGACGUCACUCCAAAUUCACGAGUUGCCCUUAGAAACGAGAGUUAUACCCUUCAUAAAAUCCUCCCUAACAAAGUGGACCCUCUGGUAUCGCUCAUGAUGGUAGAAAAAGUUCCCGACUCAACUUAUGAGAUGGUGGGGGGUCUCGAUAAGCAAAUCAAGGAGAUUAAGGAGGUGAUUGAGUUGCCUGUGAAACAUCCGGAGUUAUUCGAUGCAUUGGGUAUUGCUCAGCCCAAGGGCGUUUUGCUUUAUGGUCCACCAGGAACUGGAAAGACUCUUCUGGCUCGAGCUGUUGCACAUCACACAGAAUGUACGUUCAUUCGUGUAUCUGGAUCAGAGCUCGUUCAAAAAUUCAUCGGCGAGGGUUCGAGAAUGGUCAGGGAAUUGUUUGUUAUGGCUAGAGAGCAUGCACCCUCGAUUAUUUUCAUGGAUGAGAUCGAUUCAAUCGGUAGUUCGAGAAUUGAAUCGGGCUCUGGGGGUGACAGUGAAGUACAGCGAACUAUGUUAGAGCUGUUGAAUCAGCUUGAUGGCUUUGAAGCUACUAAGAAUAUCAAAGUCAUCAUGGCCACCAACAGAAUUGACAUUUUGGAUCCUGCUUUGCUUCGCCCUGGAAGAAUCGAUCGUAAGAUUGAAUUCCCCCCACCAAAUGAAGAGGCCAGACUCGACAUUCUCAAGAUCCAUUCGCGGAAAAUGAAUUUAACGAGGGGAAUCAAUUUGAGAAAAAUUGCAGAAUUGAUGCCUGGAGCCUCUGGAGCCGAAGUUAAGGGUGUUUGUACUGAAGCAGGUAUGUAUGCGCUUCGGGAACGUCGGGUGCACGUGACACAGGAGGAUUUCGAAAUGGCCGUUGCCAAAGUUAUGCAGAAAGACUCUGAGAAGAAUAUGUCUAUUAAGAAACUGUGGAAGUAAUUUUUUUCAUUUAAAUGUAUUGCUAAGAAAUUUAAUAAAUGCUCUGGCUAAUUUCGA